Messenger RNA from Penicillium argentinense, 495 nucleotides. RefSeq names its product putative ubiquitin conjugating enzyme (UbcJ) (gene pex4). NCBI's taxonomy places the organism in Eukaryota, Fungi, Ascomycota, Eurotiomycetes, Eurotiales, Aspergillaceae. The record is from RefSeq and is a predicted model, not a curated record. The coding region runs from base 1 to 495 and encodes 164 amino acids. The transcript is spliced from 2 exons.
AUGGCGGCUCCGUCUGGGCAGACGACGCAGCGGCUUCUGCGGGAGCUGAAGGACUACUCCAAGUCACCGAAUGAGGCAUUGUUGCACCUCGGUCCUGUGGAUGAGGAGGACUUACUGCGGUGGGAGGCGGUCCUCAAGGGCGUGGAUGGUUCUCCGUAUGAGGGCGGGCUGUGGCACCUCCGCAUCGCAAUUCCCCCCAACUAUCCCCUCGCCCCGCCCACCAUCCACUUUACGACGCGCAUUUCGCACCCCAACAUCUCCUUUACCACCGGCGAAAUCUGCCUGACCCUCCUGACAACCGAGCACUGGAGUCCCGUCUACACGCUCUCGUCCACCCUCACCGCCAUCCAGCAGCUCCUCACGGACCCACAGCCCGACUCUCCGCUGAACGUGGAUGUGGCGGCCCUCCUACGUGACGGCGAUAUCGCGGCGUGGGAGAGCGUGGUGCGAUACUGGACAAGCGAGGAACGCUGGAAGGGGCCGACCGGUCGGUGA